Grosmannia clavigera kw1407 is the source of this 1185-nucleotide messenger RNA. RefSeq names its product fungal specific transcription factor. Gene Ontology annotation, biological process: regulation of DNA-templated transcription. NCBI's taxonomy places the organism in Eukaryota, Fungi, Ascomycota, Sordariomycetes, Ophiostomatales, Ophiostomataceae. The transcript is spliced from 2 exons. Bases 1 to 1185 code for a protein of 394 amino acids. The record is from RefSeq and is a predicted model, not a curated record. Gene Ontology annotation, molecular function: DNA-binding transcription factor activity, RNA polymerase II-specific; zinc ion binding.
AUGAGGCGCAUACGUUCACAGCUCUGUCCAGGAAAUCGUUCGGCCUGCGAUCGCUGCCAUGCCAAGAAGCUAAAGUGCUCCCGGCUAACAGACGAGCUACGCUGCAGCAACUGCGAAAAGGACGGGCCCCUCUGCAUCCACAGCCCGCCAUUGGAGGGAGGCCGGCCUAGGAAGUGCAAGCUCCCGCUUUACGAGAGCCGAAGCGAACAGACAGACCCACCGGACUUGUUACAUUUUUAUCAUGCCGGCAACACUCACUUGGAUCGGAGCUCCGGAGAGCAGGACUCUAUGGAUGGCACGGCUGUACCGGACAUGAACUGGAACAAUGCCCCACUCCUCUCCGACCUGUUCUGGCGGCCGUGGUUGAUGCUCGACUCGCCACCAACAGAGGGUGACAUGCAGCCAGAAUCAUUCGGAGAGCCAGACGUCGCGUUUCAGCACGACAAAAUCUUUGGCUUCGGGGAACACAGUCAACAUGCGAGCAGCAAAAGCAAUAACAACAUCAGCACGACGACGAGCACGACAGCAAGCAUGCCGACGACGGACCUGGAUCGACUACUGGGUCGGCUGGCAGGCUUGCAGCAGCAGCUGAUGUUGGCAAAGUCGGCUCUGUCCCCGGUCGCGGUACCACACCAGGACGGAGAUGGCCUAUUUCCGCACGGUGGCUGUCCGCGCUUCUCCGGGCUCGCGGCCAUGGAGCCGGCACUUAGGCUCGCUCACGCGAUGCUUGCAGUGGCCAUGCCAGCAACGCUAACGCUAGAUCUGUACCGGGAUGCGCUUCAGCGGGUAACGAGCGAGCUGCAGCCGCAAUCGCACCCAAAUCCAUGGGCCGUAACGCCGUCGGGAAGAAGCAACUCCAUCAGCAUCAGCCCAACUCCGUCUUCUCUCUUCGAGCAGCAGCAGCAGCAGGCACAGCGGCAGGUCCCGCAGGUCCCGCAGGUCUGCUUGGCCGAGUGGUCGAUGGCACGCUUGCCUGAUGAUUUGAAAGCAUUUAUAUCGCUGGCCACACUACAGUACUACCUUGUUCAGAUGGAACAGGCCACGGCUGCGGGGGAACAGGCUUUAUCUCCGAGCGAGAGCGGUGGCUUACCCUUUAUCGCACUGUCGAUCCAGCAGCUGGCGUCUACGGUGCGUAAUAUACGAGACGUGGCGGCGCAGGUCAUGCACAGAGUGCUGCAUUGCUAG